Molecule: messenger RNA, 4344 nt
Organism: Hypomesus transpacificus
Lineage: Eukaryota; Metazoa; Chordata; Actinopteri; Osmeriformes; Osmeridae
Gene: mlh1
Product: mutL homolog 1, colon cancer, nonpolyposis type 2 (E. coli)
Exons: 22
Coding region: 1183-3363 (726 amino acids)
Biological process (GO): mismatch repair
Cellular component (GO): MutLalpha complex
Molecular function (GO): ATP hydrolysis activity; ATP binding; mismatched DNA binding
Source: RefSeq, a predicted model, not a curated record
UUUCUCUCUUUCAAUCUUGAUCUCUGUCUCAAAGACACGCACAUACAUGUACAUGCAAACACUUCUCUUUUGAGUCAUUUUCCAGGACCAUUUCCCAGAGAUGUGUGAUAUUUUGAGUUCAGAUGCUGUUGUUGCCCGUGGGAGGACUCGUUGCCUGGUGGCCUCUGCUCGUGGAUCCUUCUGGUCAGGCUGCCACAUUUCUGAGGUACAGAGACACUAACUACCUGGAUGCCAUGAACCCUGAAAACAUGCAGCCUGAGAAACUGACGCUGGCUCUGUUAGGGGCCAUCAGGUUUGGAAAGCACCUGGUCAUUAAUAUGAUGGACGUGGACUUGUUUGAAACUGUGAAGAGCCAGUUGGAGGGUGUGAAGCCAGGGCUCAGUGCGCAGCUAAUGAACAAGGAGUUUUUACAGGAAGAGAGGUACCUGAGUCUAGUAGAGUCCUCAGAUGGACCACAGUAUGCAAAAACUGAGUUCAGGUUAGACUGGAUUGAGAAGUUCAGGCUUGUUCUGGUGACAAAACAGCGCCACCCCUCGGACUUCUUGCUCACAGCUUUCUAUCCCAUUGAGGUUAUGUUGCCUGAGUCAAGUUCAUACAGUACACUGCAGUAAAUUGUAUUUUUAAAUGCAUAAUUAAUCAUAACAUGUCUAAACGUGUGUACCUCAGUUAUAUUAAUAAAACAACAAUUUUAACUCAUUUUUGGAUUGAUUACAAAAUAUUCUAGUAAGACCAAUGAUUCAGUGGCUUGAAAAGUUACAUGAAGAGUGAAUGACCCAUAUCAAAUAGCAUAUUUCUUUUUAACUUUCUGGCAAACUUGUGCUGUGAAUUUGUUGUCUAGAGAAGCCCCAGGAAUUGUUAUGUCUGCUCUGCAAAAAAAGAAUAAUGUGUCUGUCACUACGUGUUUCUUUCUACCGACCUAUGACGAUUUCCCUUGUUGGAGGAAUAGCCAAUCAUGUGCCUGUACUAUCAACCCGCGCUUUAGUUUUACACUUAGCGAGUGGCCACUGGACAAAUCCAUCCCACACGGGCACUGUCUGCCUUUGCAGCUAGCUAGUUAUCUACAAUUCCAAACAAAUACAUCUACUGGGAUCCAGUAGCUACUAGCUAUUCUCAACAACUUGCAAGAUAUAGUUGAUUUAGCUUAAAAAGCGUGGAACAAGUCAGGAAUUACCUAAAGUAAACAUGGCCGGAGUUAUUCGAAGACUGGAUGAGACAGUUGUCAAUCGGAUUGCUGCAGGAGAGGUGAUUCAACGUCCAGCUAAUGCAAUCAAAGAAAUGCUGGAGAACUGUCUGGAUGCUAAAUCCACCAACAUACAGGUUGCUGUCAAGGAGGGAGGACUGAAACUGAUCCAGAUUCAGGAUAAUGGCACUGGCAUCAGGAAAGACGACAUGGACAUAGUUUGCGAACGGUUUACAACAAGUAAGCUCCAGACAUUUGAAGACCUCACAGGUAUCUCAACGUAUGGCUUCAGAGGAGAGGCCCUAGCCAGUAUAAGUCAUGUGGCCCAUGUGACAAUAACAACCAAAACUGCUGAUGCCAAAUGCGCUUACAGAGCAACUUACUGUGAUGGUAAACUAAAGACUCAACCCAAACCCUGUGCUGGUAACCAGGGGACACAAAUCAUUGUGGAGGAUCUGUUUUACAAUGUGACUACCAGAAGGAAAGCCCUGAAGAGCCCCAGUGAGGAGUACUCCAGGAUUGUAGAGGUGGUGAGCAGGUAUGCCAUACAUAAUUCUGGAAAAAGCUUAUCUGUCAAAAAGCAAGGGGAAACCAUGGCUGAUGUCAGGACCCUACCAAAUGCCUCCAUACUGGACAACAUCCGGGUAGUGUUUGGUAAUGCAGUCAGCAGGGAGCUUUUAGAAGUAGGCUGUGAGGAUCAGAAGCUUACCUUCAAGCUGAAUGGCUACAUCUCAAAUGCCAACUACUCAGUCAAGAAAUGCAUCCUCAUCCUCUUCAUUAACCAUCGUCUGGUAGAAUCAAAUGCCUUGAAAAAAGCAGUAGAAACGGUUUAUGCUGCCUACCUACCCAAAAACACUCAUCCUUUCCUCUAUCUCAGCCUGGAGAUAGCACCACACAAUAUAGAUGUCAACGUUCAUCCCACCAAACAUGAGGUGCACUUUCUCCAUGAAGACUGCAUCAUCGAGAGUGUCCAGAAACACAUAGAGAGUAAAUUGCUGGGCUCCAACUCCUCACGUACAUACUUUACACAGACCUUGCUGCCCAGGCCGUCCGUCUCUAGUGACGUGAAGCCCUCUACCAGCUCCACUGCAGAAUCCAGCGAGCGGACGUACGCCCAUCAGAUGGUGAGGACUGACUGUCGAGCCCAGAAACUGGAUGCCUUCCUGCUGCCUAAAGAGAAGGCAGCCUCUGCCAGUCAGGCCAGUGUGGAGCCUGUGUCCAGACCGCAGCCUCCUGCACAAGACACAGAUGAGAUGGACGAUGCAGAUAUGCUGGAGGCCUUGGAGGAACAAGAAACCAGUUCAGAGCCCCGUCCAGGAACUAGCUCAGACACACUAGAUGAUUAUUCCAGGAAGAGGCCUCGUGUCGCCCAAAAAGAGAAGCAGGAGGACCUAACAGCUGCAGACACUCCCAGAAGACGAGUCAUCAAGCUAACCAGUGUGAGGGAGCUAAGAGAUGAGAUUACUGAACUGGCACAUACAGGUCUUCAAGAGAUGCUUCAGAACCUCUCGUUUGUUGGCUGUGUCAACCCCCAGUGGACUCUUAUCCAGCACCACACCAAGUUGUACCUCCUCAACACCACUAAACUCAGCCAGGAACUUUUCUACCAGAUAUUGAUCUAUGACUUUGGGAACUUUGGUGUGUUGAGACUGUCUACUCCAGCGCCGCUGUAUGAGUUGGCUAUGCUGGCACUGGACUCUGAAGAGAGUGGCUGGUCAGAGGAGGAUGGGUCUAAGGAGGGCCUGGCCCAGUACAUAGUGGACUUCCUGAAGAAGAAGACAGAGAUGCUGGAGGAUUACUUCUCCUUUGAGAUAGAUGAGGAGGGGAACCUAACUGGGCUGCCGCUGCUGCUAGACAAAUACACUCCUAUCAUGGAAGGUCUGCCCAUGUUUGUCCUACGGUUAGCCACUGAGGUGAACUGGGAUGAUGAGAAGGAGUUCUUCCGAGAUUUCAGCCGAGAGUGCAGCCAGUUCUACUCCAUCAGAAAGCAGUAUAUCCUGGAGCCAGAGCCAGAAGAGGAGGAGCAGGAUACAGAGCUGAACUCAUGGCGUUGGAAGGUUGAGCACAUCAUCUUUAAAGCAUUCCGCAGCCUUUUCAGCCCCCCUAAGCACUUCAGUGAAGAUGGUAGUGUGCUCCAGAUAGCCAACUUGCCAGACCUCUACAAAGUGUUUGAAAGGUGCUGAAACUAGAUGGAAAAUACUGGUAAAUGAAUACCGGAGUAAGCUGUAUCUGCUGCUAUGACUUUCAGACACAUUUAUUGUUUGUGUUGUAAAAAAUGUCUGCCACAAACGUUGUUUUUUGUACAAGUUUGCAAUAUAUAGCAGGAUACUUCUGGAAGGAUGUUACAAAUAGUUUUUGUACAUGGUAAAGGGGGUGUCAUUCUGUGUUUGUUUUAAAUAAAAAGUAAUGAAAAAAGGGCAGUGUAAAUCUGGUAAAGUUUAUUAAUAUAUCAAUGCAGUAGCUGCCCCAGUCACAAUUGUUGUGUGGUCCUGAGACUUGUAAUGCUUUCUAAGCAGCAAACACAGUUUGAAGAAGUGGUAUGUAGUGCUGUUUCUGUGGAUGUACUUUUGUUGCAAAAAAUACCUCUCAGGAAAUGUGCCAUAACCCAUGCAAAAAACAUUCUAGUAUUUACAGUUCAUGUCAUUACACAUUUAUUUCCAAGAAAUCUCUUAAAUAUCAUUUUCCAAAAAUUCUCAAUGAAACCUCGGCAGACAAUGGUUCGUUUAUAUUUUCAAAUCAUGACUGCACCUUUAAAUACAUUAUUCUGUACCUGUUUUUGUUAUUAUUAUAGGACGUUAAAAAUCCCUCAGAAUACAGGUGAGAAGGCACUUCACUGUGUGAGGGUUCAUGAACAGGUGCAGGGCUACAGCAGCCGUGAGGGCUUAACAGUUUAAAAGCGCUAUUACACUCAUUCAUGCAACUUAUCAAAAAUAAACAAAACAAUGAAUAGCUAAGCACCCAGCCAGAGAAAUAAAACCUUAUGAAUGACAUGAUAUAGUACAAAGCUUUGAAAAACAAGGUAAUGGGUAGAGAAGUAUCCUUAGAAUCUCCCCAAGCAACUCUUAAUGUUAUAGAUGUUUUGCAGCUCCCUUCCAAAGACACUGGCGUGCACACACACACCAUGACAAACCAAUGCUGAGUCUUAAAAAAAAAAAAAAAAUACA